AAGAAGACAUCCCAGCUACGGAGCGGAAGUAGUUGUGCUUUUCUUCCGGUAGCGGCACAUGUGCUCAGGUUGCUCGCGUGCACGCCGAAGUACGGUGGAAGAGCAACAAACGUGUUCUACGUCGACUUAGCACUCUAAAAGUUCAACGCAACAUGAGGCCAGGGUUCAGUCCAAGAGGUGGCCGCGGCAGAGGAGGAUUUGGUGACCGCGGGGGAGGACGAGGAAGUUUUGGUGACCGCGGGGGAGGACGAGGAGGAUUUGGCGACCGCGGAGGACGAGGAGGGUUCAGAGGAAGAGGUGGAUUCAAAUCUCCAGAUGGAGGUGGGUUCAGAGGACGGGGCGGUGGCAGAGGUACGCCAAGAGGAAGAGGAGGAAGGGGUGGCAGAGGCGGCUUUGGAGCAGGAAGGAAGGUCAUGGUGGAGCCACACAGACAUGAAGGCGUGUUCAUCUGCAGGGGAAAGGAGGACGCUCUGGUCACCAAGAACAUGGUGGUAGGCGAAUCAGUGUAUGGAGAGAAGAGGAUCAGCGUGGACGAGGGUGAAACUAAGAUCGAAUACAGAGCGUGGAAUCCUUUCCGCUCCAAGCUGGCAGCGGCCAUCUUGGGAGGAGUUGAUCAAAUUCACAUCAAACCCGGAGCAAAGGUCAUGUACCUGGGAGCCGCUUCUGGUACGACAGUGUCUCACGUCUCGGACAUUGUUGGGCCGGAAGGGCUGGUGUAUGCUGUAGAGUUUUCUCACAGAUCGGGUCGUGACCUUCUCAAUGUGGCAAAGAAACGCACCAACAUCAUUCCCAUCAUUGAAGACGCUCGCCACCCGCACAAGUACAGAAUGUUGGUUGGAAUGGUGGAUGUCAUUUUUGCUGAUGUUGCCCAGCCCGACCAGACGAGGAUUGUUGCCUUAAAUGCUCACAACUUCCUGAAGAAUGGCGGACACUUUGUCAUCUCCAUUAAGGCUAACUGUAUCGACUCCACAGCUGCUCCAGAGGCCGUGUUUGCCUCCGAAGUGAAGAAGAUGAGUGCAGAGAACAUGAAACCACAGGAGCAGCUCACGCUGGAGCCCUACGAAAGAGACCACGCGGUGGUGGUGGGCAUCUACAGACCUCCACCGAAACAGAAGAAAUGAGACGUGUCGAAGGAGCCGCGCUCAACCGCCAUCUGCCAUCUUGCUUUACUUCUUCGCUGCUCAACCACAUGACGUCCUACUAGGACGUGCAAAACACUCGGGACUGGACUCUACCAGUUUUGUUUGUUGGGAUUGACUCUAUUCCAUCCUAGCGACUGGCAAUUUUGGAGCUGAUUAGUUUUGUGUGCAGACAGUACUUUUCCCUUUUUUUAUUUUUAUUUUUAACCUUUCAAUUAUGUACAUUUUCUCGUGCUCUUUUCAGAUAGUCUUUUUCUAGUCAAGACGUCCCAGUGUGUCUAGCACCAAAAUACUGUCAAACAUUUUGCGGAGUUUGGCAACUUUGUCACACUUUCAUUUCAUAGUGAAUAUUAUCAGUGGACGCGCAUGUGGGUGACUUUGGAAAAACAUUUCUUAUAUGACCGUGUUUAGUUUUGUCAACAUUUUGAUUACAGACCGUAGGAAUGUUGCCAUCAUGACACAUAUGAGCUGUAAAUAAAACUUUUGCUUUCCA
Dunckerocampus dactyliophorus (ringed pipefish) is the source of this 1632-nucleotide messenger RNA. RefSeq names its product fibrillarin (gene fbl). The record is from RefSeq and is a predicted model, not a curated record. Gene Ontology annotation, molecular function: RNA binding; histone H2AQ104 methyltransferase activity; rRNA methyltransferase activity. Gene Ontology annotation, cellular component: nucleolus; box C/D methylation guide snoRNP complex; small-subunit processome. Gene Ontology annotation, biological process: box C/D sno(s)RNA 3'-end processing; rRNA methylation. The transcript is spliced from 9 exons. Bases 153 to 1121 code for a protein of 322 amino acids. NCBI's taxonomy places the organism in Eukaryota, Metazoa, Chordata, Actinopteri, Syngnathiformes, Syngnathidae.